GCGAAGGGCAGGAUCCGCAGAAGAGCGCCAAGUUUCGGACGCUUCCUAUGGCUUCGGGUGUUUUGGUUUAAGUUGCGCGCUUUGGCUGUUCAUCUCUUCGAUCCUGGAGCACUGUAAGCUGUACGUGUGAGUAAAAACUCAACCCCUAAUACGGAAGAACUCUUAUUAGAAUAAGAAAAACCACCCUUUUGACUCGGAACUCGCUAUGGAAGAGUUGGAAAGACGGCGGAACGUGGUCUUCGUUCUCGGCUCGCCCGGCGCCGGAAAAGGAACAAUGUGCCGACGACUUGCUCAGAAGUACGGCUUCGAGCACGUCUCCGUCGGAGACCUGUUGAGGCGAGAGGAAGGAACCGUGGGAUCGGUCUACGGGCCUGUCAUCCGAAUCCUGGGCAAACACGUGCCACCGGAGAUCACAUUGGAGCUGCUCAAAUGUGCAAUUGCACAAAGCAAAGCCGACACUUUCCUUCUGGAUGGGUUUCCGAGAAGCCUCGACCUCCUGAAGGGCUGGAAUGCAGACAUGGCUGACAGGUUCCCCCUCAAGUUUGUCCUCUUUCUGGAUUGCCCGGGCGAGAUCUGCAGGAUGCGCAUUGUCAGACGUGCAGAGCAAGGCAGUGGUAGGCCCGACGAUCGCUCCAUCACUUUUUCGGAGAGGCAGCAACGGUUCAUGACACAAACAAUGAGAGUGAUCAACCACUUUUACGGUACCAACGCCGUUGUGAGGGUGGACUCAAGAGCAAGUAACCCUGAUGCAGUAUUUCAAGACGUCGAUCGGGUGUUCCGUGCCUACUUUGGGCUUUCCUGAGACCAUAUCAGGAAAGGGGCUCUUGGAACCACAGAUAUAAUUUUUGUUGGUGCGCUUGUGUCAAAGCUCAGCUAUUGUUCAUUCUGUUUUGCAUUCAUCAAACAUGUAGGCUUUGCACUGUG
This is a messenger RNA of Ixodes scapularis (black-legged tick), 924 nucleotides long. RefSeq names its product UMP-CMP kinase. NCBI's taxonomy places the organism in Eukaryota, Metazoa, Arthropoda, Arachnida, Ixodida, Ixodidae. Gene Ontology annotation, cellular component: nucleus; cytoplasm. Gene Ontology annotation, biological process: CDP biosynthetic process; UDP biosynthetic process. Gene Ontology annotation, molecular function: ATP binding; UMP kinase activity. Bases 206 to 802 code for a protein of 198 amino acids. The transcript has 5 exons. The record is from RefSeq and is a predicted model, not a curated record.